AUGCACUUCCUUCGCUCCCUCCUAGCGGGAACCUUUCUCGCUGCCGGCGUCUUCGCAGCCAAGAAGACCCCCGAAGAACGAUUCAACGAUUUCCACGCAAAGGCCCUUACCUCGUCUCCGAUCAAGCUCGCCGAUACCAGCUACAAGUCUUUGACUUCUGCUCCCCGCGAUUACACCGUUGCAGUCCUCCUGACCGCUCUCGAGAAUCGAUUUGGUUGCCAAUUGUGCCGCGAGUUCCAGCCGGAAUGGGAUCUUCUGGGCAAGACCUGGACCAAGGGCGACAAGAAGGGCGAGUCGCGUCUUCUCUUCGGUACUCUCGAUUUCUCUGAUGGCCGCGAGGUCUUCAUGUCGCUCGGCCUCCAAACCGCCCCCGUCCUGCUCCUGUUCCAGCCCACCAUCGGUCCUCACGCUGUUGCUGCUGUCGAUCCUCUGCAAUACGACUUUACCAGCGGACCUCAGUCUGCUGAACAGGUUCAUGCCUGGCUGUCGAGACACCUUACUGACCGACCUCACCCUCCGGUGAAGCGCCCGAUCAACUGGAUGCGAUGGAUUUCUAGCAUCACCAUUGUCCUUGGUCUUGGCACUGUCCUCGUUACUGCCUCGCCUUACAUCCUUCCCGUCAUUCAGAACCGCAACUUAUGGGCCGCUAUUAGUCUCAUUGCCAUCCUGCUCUUCACCAGUGGCCACAUGUUCAACCAUAUCCGCAAAGUUCCCUACGUUGCUGGAGAUGGCCGGGGUGGUAUCAGCUACUUUGCCGGUGGCUUCCAGAACCAGUUCGGUUUGGAGACCCAGAUCGUAGCUGCUAUCUACGGUGUCUUGGCUUUCUGUGCCAUCUCUCUCACCGUUAAGGUGCCUCGUAUUGGCGACAACAAGAGACAGCAGGUUGCUGUUCUGGCCUGGGGUGGUGUUCUGUUCAUCAUGUACAGCUUCCUUCUCAGCGUUUUCCGCAUCAAGAACGGUGGCUACCCGUUCUCUCUGCCUCCUUUCAUCAACUUCUCGUCUGGCUUCGAGUUGUUCGCCAUCGCUGUUCGCUAG
Molecule: messenger RNA, 1035 nt
Organism: Colletotrichum paranaense
Lineage: Eukaryota; Fungi; Ascomycota; Sordariomycetes; Glomerellales; Glomerellaceae
Product: OST3/OST6 family protein
Exons: 5
Coding region: 1-1035 (344 amino acids)
Cellular component (GO): oligosaccharyltransferase complex
Source: RefSeq, a predicted model, not a curated record